CUGGUAUGGUUGCUGUUGAGCCCUACAAGGCUGUUGGUUCUCUCUUUCUUGUUUUUUCUGGUUAUCAUUAAAGAAUAUGAUUAACCUACCCCACGCUGCAUCUUGGUCUAAUUCCACCAACGACCAUCGUUACACUGACUGAGAACUGAAGAGUGAAACCGACAUCAUGAUGAACAUCUUCCCCGCCAUUCGUCACUGCCUUUCCCUUUUCCAACUCCUCCCACCCAAUCGUCACCACGGAGAAAACCUUCACGACCCUCUUGCCCAUGAUCCCUGACCCCAGGGAGCACGGUCACCUUGACGACAUCUCCCUCCGGAUCCCUCUAGCUGUCCUUUACUCAGUCCUCUUCGUCUUGGGCCUGACCGGCAACAUCCUGGCUCCAAAAAGAACUGUCAGAGUGUUCCUCAUCAACGUAGCUUUAGCCGACCUGCUACUGGUCAUUUGUCUUCCAUUCAGAGUGCUCUACCACAGUAAAGCAAACCGCUGGGACCUGGGCCCUAACCUCUGUAAGGUAGUGGGGAACCUCUUCUAUACGAACAUGUACAUCAGUAUCACCUUUUUAGGGUUAAUCAGUGUGGAUCGCUAUCUGAAGAUCCAGCGUGACGCCAGGGGCCAGUACCACCUCAAGGCCACCAGAUGGAGCUCCGCCAUCUGUGGGACAAUCUGGGUCCUGGCCCUUGCCUCCGUCAUACCCAUGAUCCUCAUCUCAGAGGGCAACGAGGAGUCUGACAAGUGUUUCCAGCGUGCGAAGGGGAAGGCCUACUUUAACCUCUUCCUGGUUGCCACGUACUGGCUCGUGUUUGUCUGCCUUGUGGUGUCUUAUGGGAAAAUCGGCCUCAGGCUGCUGAGGAUGUCGAGAGAGAAAGCGGACUUCCCCAAGGCACCCCGCUACACCUGCACAGCAAGGAAGUCGUUCUUCGUCCUCUUCCUGUUUACCGUCUGCUUCGUCCCUUAUCACAUGGUCCCGGUGUUCUACGUCAUCUCCCAGAUCAGCGACACUUCCUGCUUCUGGAGGGGCAAUUUCGACAAAGCCAAUGAAGUGGUGUUGCUACUCUCCACCCUCAACAGUUGCCUGGACCCUGUGAUGUACUUCCUGUUAUCGGCAUCUGUGAGGAAAGAGACCCUCCGAUUGAUCAAUAACGUGUUCCAACUGAGGGACCUGGAGGCCAGUGUGGAUAGUGGGAGGAGCCUCGGGGAGCAGCCAACUGUUAGUUUCAUCAGUAAUCCGAGGAGUAAAAUAACUGUCCAGCCCUGCCUUUAAGUGACAGAAUUGUUUUUAGACAUUAAAAGGUUGGGAAACUAUAUUAACAUAAAUGUUCAUACUAUUGGUGUAUAGUAAAUACUGCAACAAUGGUCCACAGUGAAAACCAAAGCAUUGAUUUGUCAUAAAUACUUAAUUUUAUUUUUUAUUUUUUUUUACAGUAAAUGCAUUUACAAUAAAGAAAGACUUGUUACAUCAGAGAAUGAGAAUAGUUGACUACAGCAAGUAGUACAACAAGUCAUAUACAGUCAAUGAACUAAGUAGACCAGACCAAGCUACUACCGCAUUGGUGCCUAUGAGAGAGCCAACCCUUAAAACUUCUUUGGAAUAGGGGGCAGCAUUUUCACUUUUGGAUGAAUAGCGUGCCCAGAGUGAACUGCCUC
Molecule: messenger RNA, 1645 nt
Organism: Oncorhynchus mykiss (rainbow trout)
Lineage: Eukaryota; Metazoa; Chordata; Actinopteri; Salmoniformes; Salmonidae
Source: RefSeq, a predicted model, not a curated record